AGGCGAUUCAGAUUGAAGCUUUUACAGCUGCUCUAGACUUCCCGUCCUUGUUCAAACCCUAAAAGAUUCUCGUUUCUGCAGAUUCGAACUCCGCAAUCGAUGUAAUUGCAGAAGAGAAUUCAUGGAAAACCUCUACGGCGGGCGUAAUGAACCGAAAACUCCGACAAUCAAGUAUCUCGACGGCAAGGUGUUGCCGGUCGGUAUCGGCCGCGGUCGAUUUGAAGCUCCGAUACCGCUGAGUCCAGUUUUCGAUCCCUACAUCUCGUCUGGGAGCUCUAAUUCUCCGAGUUCGUUGUCUCCGUUUUUUCGCCGAUCCGGAUCGGGCGUGCCGUUUGACCUAAGCGAUGGCGGCGGCGGUAGAGGACUAGGGUUUCGUUCGCCUCUGGCUUCGAUCGAGAACCUGGUGCCGCAACCGUCGCGGUCUCCGAUUGCGUCGUUGCUAAAGACUCCGGUGAAAGUCGAGGAGGACGUGAUUGUCAUGGACGGCAUUCUCGUUAAGCAGAAAGGCAGUAGUACCAGAUCGAGAGGGACGUCAUCAGAUUCAGGCGAUAAGAAUAGCUUCUACAAGAGGGACAAGUGCUUGUUCUGGGAGGAGUCUGGUUCUUGCCGCUUAGGUUCAAAGUGCCAGUUUGCACAUGGACAGGAAGAAUUGCGUCCGGCUCGUUACGCCACCAAGAUCUGCAAGUCAUUCAAUCUGGGGUCAUGUUCUUAUGGCACGAAGUGCAGAUUUGUUCAUCAGCAAGAGCCAAUGGAGGCCAAUUCAGCAGUUCUAUCCCCAGCUGCUGGAGCUAAAGUGGGCUUCCCUGUCACACAUACUGAAUCCCAACAGCCUGCAGCUAGUGGAGGGAGUAACAUCACCCCUACAAGUGCUUCUGGAGGGAAUUAUAGCACCUCUACAAGGGCUUCUUCUUCUAGUGCUGGACAAACUUCUGGAGGGAAUUAUAGCACCCCUACAAGGGCUUCUUCUUCUACUGCUGGACAAACUUCUGGAGGGAAUUAUAGCACCCCUAUAAGGGUUUCUUCCCAUACUGCUGCACAAGCUUCUGGAGGGAAUAACAGAACCUCUACAAGGGCUUCUUCUUCUACUGCUGGACAAGCUUCUGGAGGGAAUAAUAGCACCUCUACAAGGGCUUCUUCUUCUACAGCUGCACAAGCUUCUGGAGGGAACAAUAGCACUUCUACAAGGGCUUCUUCUUCUGGUACACAUACCAAAUCCCAACAACCAGCUUCUGGAGGGAAUGAAUUCACCUCUACAAGUGCUUCUUCUUCUGCUGCACAAGCUUCUGUAAACACUGGCUGGUCUCCACUGGAUGAUGGUGUCCAGAUCACCUUGCCUGAAAAAACUCCAAUCGGGGAAGAUGUUGAUGCUUAUAUUCAGCGUGUUCUCUAUGGCCCUUCUUGUAGAAAGAGAUUGCCUGCUUUCGUUGAGAUUUGCCCGGAGUAAAGUGAUCUGCCCUCCUCAUGUCCUACCGGUAAUUCCAUAUCAGUCUUUCCAAUUAACCACAACAAACAACCAACACAUACGAUUCUUUGCUAUCAAUCC
This is a messenger RNA of Cuscuta campestris, 1543 nucleotides long. The record is from the annotation of a GenBank genome assembly. Lineage: Eukaryota; Viridiplantae; Streptophyta; Magnoliopsida; Solanales; Convolvulaceae.